AUGUUGGUCAGUUGGUGGGUGUCAGUGUCACAAACAUUUGUUUAGACAUUUACAAAGACUUCAACAAAAAAAAGACAAAUAGUACACCAAGAUUGACCAGAUUCCAAUGAUAUAAUUCAAGAAACUCUGUUCAUGGUUUCAUCCAACAAAGGCAGUCACUUUAUUAACCACCAUUCAUAGGUAUGCCCAUGAAUGAUAACUCUAUGAUCUUGCAUUGGUUGUUUGCUUUAACACACAUUGGUUUCUUGGUUCUUGUAUUCAUCAGUUUGUUCUACAAAAAAUAUAGUUUCAAAGGUCCUAAACAGAUGCCCAACAAUAAGGUCAUGUUAUCUUGUGUGGUCCUUGUGGAUCUUAACCUUGUUAUGUGUUUCUUGAGCCUUCUUUAUUGGUAUAGAAAUGGUUUGAGUAAACAAAACAUUGUUACCUUUUCGGGUACCCUUCUUAGAACCCUUGUUUGGUUAUUCGUUUCGGGUUACUUGCACAACUAUGUCUCUAAGUCAGCAUUAAGGAUUUGGUGGUUUUCUUCUUUCUUAAACUUUUGUUUUUGUCUAGUGUUGGACUAUGUUUUCUAUCAACAGAUUCAUAGUUUAGCACCUCGGUUCUUGGUGUUAGAUGCUUCGUCUGUUAUUGUCAGUUUAUUUCUGUGUUAUGUCGGGUUCUCGGUUAACAAUGGAGGUGGUACCAUUAGCCAUUUUUAUUAUCAAUCAUUGCUACAUGGCAGUGAAGCUAUAACUCCUUCUGCAACCAGCAAUAUCGUAAGUCUUGUUACUUUCGCGUGGAUUCAUCCAUUGAUUUCCAUCGGAUACAAGAAACGGUUAGAUCUUGAGGAUGUUCCACAACUUGACAGUUUAAAUAGUGCUCGAAGAUCCUUUUCGGUCUUAAGAAAUAAACUAGAAUCGGAUAAGCGUAAAAGCAGCCAAGUGAAUACUUUUAGUCUUGUUAAGGCUGUGAUCUUGACAAUAUGGAAAGACAUAAUAAUUUCGGGUCUCCUUUGUUUCGUGUACACGUUAGCUUCAUACGUGGGGCCGUUCCUCAUAGACACGCUUGUUAAAUAUCUAACCGGACAUCGAGACUUGAAUACGGGUUUGCUUCUAGUUUCUGCGUUCUUCGGUGCUAAGAUUGUCGAGUGCUUCGCAGCUCGACACUGUGAUUUAAAAAAGCAACAGGCUGGGAUUAACGCUAGAGCUGCUCUUGUUGCAAUGAUCUACCACAAAGGUUUGACCCUUUCGUCUCAGUCAAAACAGGGACACUCGAAUGGCGAGAUUAUUAACUUCAUGGCUGUUGAUGCCGAAAGAAUCGGUGAAUUUAGCAAGUUCAUGCACGCUCCUUGGAUGACCGUUGUGCAAAUUGGUCUGUCACUAGCAAUACUGUAUAAAAAUCUCGGGAUUUCUUCAUUAGCUACCUUUGUUGUAACAAUUGCCAUCAUGCUAUCCGAUCUACCAUUAGGGAGUUUUCAGGAAAAAUAUCAAGCGAAGUUGAUGGAAUAUAAAGAUAAACGGAUGAAAACGACUUUUGAAAUUUUGAAGAAUAUGCGGAUUCUCAAGCUUUAUGGAUGGGAGAUGAAGUUCUUGUCGAGAAUUAACGAUAUCCGGAAUGAUGAGGCGCAUUGGUUGUAUAAAUUUGUAUUUGCUAUGGCCGUCACCUGUAAUGCAUUCUGGGUUGCACCGACACUUGUGGCUAUAGCCACAUUUGGCACUAGCAUGCUUGUUGGCAUCCCGCUUGACUCAGGGAAGGUAUUGUCUGCCAUUGCAACAUUUAAGAUUCUCCAAGACUCCGUGUAUAAUCUUCCGGAUACAAUAUCCAAGAUCAUACAGACCAAAGUUUCGUUUGAUCGUAUUGCAUCGUUCCUUAGUCUAUCUGAAUUAGAUUCAGGUCUGGUAGACAUAGUCCCAAGAGGUAGUUCCGACACGAUAGUCGAGGUCGUUGAUGGAAAGUUUUCAUGGGAUGUGACAACUUGUGAGCCGACAUUGAUGGAUGUAAAUUUCAAAAUUUUUCAUUGCAUGAAGGUUGCUGUCUGCGGCCCGGUUGGGUCGGGAAAGUCAAGCCUACUGUCAUGUAUACUAGGAGAAGUGCCUAAAUUAUCCGGAAAAGUCAAACUCAGUGGCACAAAGGCUUAUGUUGGUCAAUCACCAUGGAUACAGAGCGGCACGAUAGAGCAGAAUAUCUUGUUUGGUAACGAGAUGCACAGAGAAAGAUACGAGAAGGUUCUAGAAGCGUGUGAUUUAAAGAAAGACCUUGAAGUUCUAUCUUUCGGUGAUCGAACGGUUAUAGGGGAGAGGGGAAUCAACUUGAGUGGCGGUCAGAAACAAAGAAUACAGAUAGCUCGUGCUCUCUAUCAAGAUGCUGAUAUAUAUCUAUUUGAUGAUCCGUUCAGCGCUGUCGAUGCUAUUACAGGAAACCAUCUUUUCAAGGAAUGUAUGAUGGAUUUCUUGGAAUCGAAAACAGUGAUUUACGUCACGCAUCAAGUGGAGUUUUUAACUGCUGCAGAUCUCAUCCUGGUCUUGAAGGAUGGAAGAAUCACACAAACUGGAAAAUACGACGAUAUUACGAAGCUAGGAAGCGACUUUUUAGAGCUUGUUGGUGCACACAAACAAGCUUUAUUAGAAAUUGAUUCUGUGAGCGAGAACCAAGGUAGCCGUGGAAAAUUUAAUAAGAAUAUACAAGACGAGACUAUAAAGGGUCAAAAUGGUGAAUUAGUUCACAUGGAGGGGAAGAAAAGGCAGCUUGUACAAGAAGAAAAAAGAGAAAGAGGUAAAAUUAGCUCAUCGACGUAUUGGAAAUACCUUACAACAGCUUAUGGAGGGGCACUUACUCCUGUCGUGUUAUUAGCACAUAUUAUGUUUGAAUCAUUUCAAAUCUCUAGCAAUUACUGGUUGGCUUGGGCAUCGCCUGCAUCCGAAAGUAAUGAAGCUCGUGUUGAUGACUUCAAAUUCAUUAUCGUUUAUGUGGCUUUUGGUAUCGGAUGCUCUUUGUGUAUUCUAGCAAGAUCGUUUUUACUUAUGCAAGCCGGGUACGAAACGGCCAACCAGCUUUUCGACAAAAUGCAUUUUUCUAUUUUCCGUGCCCCCAUGUCUUUCUUUGAUGCCAACCCAUCUGGUCGAAUCCUAAGCAGAGUAUCUUCAGACCAAACUGCAGUGGACUUGUCAAUACCCUAUAGUAUUGGUCCAUUUGCCUAUGCUAUCAUACAGCUUUUAGGCAUUGUUUUAGUUAUGUCACUAGGUGCUUGGCCCGUGUUCCUUGUUUUCUUUCCCGUCGUUGGAAUUUGCAUCUGGUUACAGCAAUAUUACAUACCUUCGGCACGAGAACUGGCACGAUUGGUUGGAGUAUGCAAAGCGCCAGUCAUUCAGCACUUUUCCGAAACAAUAUCCGGAUCAACGACUAUUAGAAGCUUUGAUCAGAAACACAGAUUCCAAGACACGUGCUUGAAACUGAUUGACGAUUAUUCCAGACUGAAGUUUCAUGUUGAUGGUGCAUCAGCUUGGUUCGGGUUACGCCUGGAUAUGCUGUCUGCUUUAAUUUUUGCGUUACUUCUUAUCUUUCUAGUUUCUGUUCCGGAAGGAAUAAUUGACCCAAGUACCGCGGGCUUAGCAGUAACAUACGGACUACAUUUGAACAAAUUACAAGCUUGGGUUAUACUAAAACUUAGCAAAUUGGAAAUACAGUUUAUCUCGGUUGAAAGAAUAUUUCAAUACAGUUCGAUCCCUAGUGAGCCUCCUCUUGUUAUAGACUCGAAUAGACCUGAUCGCUUCUGGCCUUCACAAGGAAAAGUCGAUAUUCACCAUCUGCAGGUUCGAUACGCCCCACACAUGCCACUUGUGUUGAGAGGUAUAACAUGCACUUUCCAUGGAGGUAUGAAGACGGGAAUUGUAGGGAGAACCGGAAGUGGUAAAUCCACUCUUAUUCAAACACUCUUUCGUCUCGUUGAACCUACCAGUGGGGAAAUUUGGAUAGACGGGAUCAACAUUUCAUCGAUUGGACUCCAUGAUCUACGGUCUAGACUGAGCAUAAUUCCCCAAGAUCCCACUAUGUUCAACGGAAGUGUUAGAAGCAACAUGGACCCACUUGAGGACUACACAGAUGAUCAGAUUUGGAAGGCUCUUGAUAAAUGCCAGAUUGGCGAUGAAAUUAGAAAUAAGGAAGGCCAGCUUGAUGCCAUAGUUACUGAAAACGGAGAGAACUGGAGCGUGGGUCAACGGCAACUGAUCUGUCUUGGGCGUGUGCUACUGAAGAAAAGCAAGAUUCUGGUUCUGGAUGAGGCCACUGCAUCAGUUGAUACAGCAACGGAUAACAUGAUUCAGAAAACACUUAGGGAACACUUUUCAGACUCUACUGUCAUAGCAAUAGCACAUCGAAUCACCUCUGUCGUCAAAAGUGACAUGGUCUUAGUUUUAAACAACGGUGUUGUUGAAGAAUACGAUUCUCCGACAGCAUUGCUUGAAGAUAAAUCAUCUUCUUUUUCCCAGCUGGUUGCGGAGUACAGCUUGAGGUCGAAUUCUUGUCAUAGCAUUACAUGAUAAAACAAGUUAUUUUUAUAGCUAAAUACCUAUGCGAAAAUUUUGUAUCUAUUGAUGACAUUAUAUAUUUGAAAUGGAAAUAAUAUCGUUGCGACAAAAAA
Helianthus annuus (common sunflower) is the source of this 4615-nucleotide messenger RNA. Its product is annotated as ABC transporter C family member 3. The record is from RefSeq and is a predicted model, not a curated record. Gene Ontology annotation, biological process: transmembrane transport. Gene Ontology annotation, molecular function: ABC-type transporter activity; ATP hydrolysis activity; ATP binding. Lineage: Eukaryota; Viridiplantae; Streptophyta; Magnoliopsida; Asterales; Asteraceae. Bases 183 to 4514 code for a protein of 1443 amino acids. Gene Ontology annotation, cellular component: vacuolar membrane; plant-type vacuole. The transcript has 9 exons.